This is a messenger RNA of Mangifera indica (mango), 3288 nucleotides long. RefSeq lists its product as uncharacterized. Lineage: Eukaryota; Viridiplantae; Streptophyta; Magnoliopsida; Sapindales; Anacardiaceae. The transcript has 8 exons. The record is from RefSeq and is a predicted model, not a curated record. Bases 1588 to 2577 code for a protein of 329 amino acids.
ACUACCUAGAAUACGCGGGGUGCGCGUAAUGAAUCUACGCAUCAUCCGCCUUGAUACGAGCUCGCCACACCCGAGACAAGCAAUGACAACGACAGAAGACGACGACGACGAGGGAUUCGGGUAAUUCACGUUCGCGCCAAUCACCGUCCAUUCAAAUCCUAAAAACCAACGGUUCCUAUCUUCAAGAUAAAAUUGAUGACGAUUAGGGCGAUUUUGUUACACCCACUUCGUUCUCCCGCUGGGAAACGCUCCCUGUCAAAUCACUGGAUCCGAUUCAUUUGUCCGUCUAUCGCCGAGCUGAUAGUUUGAUAAAUGAUGUGGCGCAGCCUGACUUGGUCCCGAGUCGGAAUCGGGUUCAGUGGGAGAAAACCAAGGGCGCGUUGCCGUUAUCGUUGUUUGGAGAGGAAGAGAAGGAGGAUGAAUCAAGUGAGCCGGGUUUAUUAUUUAAUGGUGCAAACGAGUUGAAAAAAACUGAAAAAAAGGUGGGAUCGGAGUUAAAUAUGAGCGAUCUGAUUUCGAAUUUAUAUGCUGGGAGCGAGCCGAGCAAGGUGGUAAGUGGUACGGGUUUGAAUUUGGACUCAAAUGGAUUGGGUUUGAAGAGAAGUUGAUCGAAUUUGGAUUCAAACUGUUCGAGUUUAAAAUUGGAAAAUUGGGAUUCUUAUGGGUUGAAAUCGGAAUCAAAGGGGUUGGAUUUGAAGAGAAGUGUGUCCAAUUUUGAAAUAAACGGGUCGAGUUUAAAAUUGGACGAUUGGGGUUCUUAUGGGUUGAAUUUGGAUUCAAAAGGGUCGGACUUGGAGGGAAGUGUAUCGAAUUUGGGUUUGAAUGGCAUGGAUUCGAAGAUUAAUUUGGAUUCAAAUGGAUUUAAUCCAGUUUUAGACGAGGAUGAUGAUGGGUGCGAAUUUAAGGCUGUAGAGACUAAAUUACCAAACGGAGAUUUUAAUUUUAAGAGUCAACACAAGGUGAAACCUUAGAAUGUACCAAUGCCAAAUGUUGAUGGACUUAAUUCAAGUUGGAAUGUGUGUGGUUCAAACUUAAAUGGGUUAAGUUCAAGCCUUAAUGGAGUAAAUAAGGAUGCAAAUGGAUUUCGUUCAAGUUUAGUUGACAAAAGUGAGGAUUUUGAAGAUGAUGAUGAGUGGGAGUUUAAGGAUGCAAAACCAGAACCAUGGUCUGGCGAUAGGAAUAUUAAUGGCAACAACAAAGGGACUGGGAAUUCUGAGGGAGCUCAGCAGGCAUUUGUCUUUGAAAAUGGGGCACAGGUUCCUACUGGUUUGUUUGCUUCAUCAAAUGGGAUGACUCUAAAAUCUGGUGAAUUGGACUUUGGUUUUGAUUUCAGCAAAAGUUCUCUGACAUCAGAUGGUAUUAAUAGUUCGUUCACAAACAGUGAGCAGAAGAAUGAUAGUGGGGUGCAGGUUCCUACCAAUUUAUUUGCUGCAUCAAAUGGCAUCUCUCAAAAAACUGGUCAAUUUGACUUUGGUUUUGAUUUCAGCAAAAGUUCUGUGGCACCAGAUGGUAUUUCCAGUUCAUUGUCAAAAAGCUAGCAGAAGAAUGAUAAUGAAAAUGGACUAGAUUCUACAUCUGUUAUUGGCAAUGUUGAGAAAGGAGAAGCCUUAUGGGAAUUCAAGGAUGCUUUUUCAGAAACUGGAUCAAAUGAUACGGACAGAUGACAUUAAGAAGAGUCAGGGUUCGAGAGUAUCUAUCAGUGAUCUCAUAACAAGUUUGUACAAUCAAGCUGAGCAGAAAGCUCCUGUUAACCAUUCACAAAAGCCUAGUGAAAUUGGUCUUGAUUCUUUAAUUAAAGCUGUGGAUUCUAAUUUAGUAGAUGGUGAUGGUGAUUUGGAUGAUGAUUCUUGGGAAUUUAAAGAUGCUGUUUCCAGGACAGUUGAUGAACAGAUCUCAGUUCCUGGUCUUGAAGAUCCACAUGUGAAACACUCUACCAAGGUGGAGCCAAAAAAAUUGAUUGAGCAGAAAGAUUAUGCUGAUUUUUAUUCCAAACUAGAGGAUGAAUUAUGGUUUGUUGCACAGUGCCAUCUUGACAAUCUAAAGGUUGUAAGAUUUGUUCGAAAGCACAAAGUACUGCUGCUCUUAGUGGUGAAGAUGGAUCUGUAUAAUGAAUUGCACCAAGAUGGUAUUAUUUCCAUGGUUCACUCAGAGAAUCAGCCACUGACCAAUAAUCACCUUAAUGAAUUCAUUGAAGUUCUCCAGGAACCGAAGUUCCAUGUGCUUGAGGCAGAAUAUCAAUUAUCAAUGAGGCUGCUACUUGCAGAGAAAGAUUGGAGGUCAGCAAUUGAACUCCUAAAACAUGUGGCAUCAACAUCAAAGAUUCUAAAGUUGGGAUUGUGGGAGGAGCAGUCUUCUUUUUUUUCCACUUGGUUCAAAAUGGUGUCUGUUUGUGCGCAAGAGCUGAGACAUGGUGCCUUGGUUUGGAAAGAGUCUUUAGAAAAGAAUGUCUCCAGUCAAUUAUUUUCUGACCCUCGAGGCAAGCAGUAUACACUUGCACUUGGAGAGAUUUACAGGGUUGUUGAAGUUCUUGGAUCCUUGGCCAAAAUUUUGCAAGCCAUUCAUGCUACUAAGUCCUAAGUUCUGGAGCAGUGCCAGAUAUGAAAAUGGUGGUAUGGAAUGGUGAGCACUAUUUCCUACCUCUUGCAAACUUGUGGGCAAAUCUUGAAACAACUAAUCCUCCAAACUUACUGCGCCCGUAUGUUCGCUAAUAAGGAUACCAGUGGAAGUUGAAACUUUCUAUUGAGAAAUUCUGCAGCCUAAGUUGUCAAUUGAAUCCCAGUUGGAUAAUAAAGCUUCUGGGGCAUCAAUUGCAGACAAAGGGACUGUGUCUGGUAGAAAAAGCCACAGUUCGAGUUUCUGGGAACCCAGUGAACACAGUGCCUGAUUGAUCAAACAAAUUUUCAGAUUCCAUAUUGCAUUACUUAAAAUUGAUUGCCGUUGUUUUAGUGGAAGCUGUAGCAUGGCAAUUCAGUGUACAAAAAAGUUGUAUUACUUAUUUAUUUAUAUGUGAUUGGGUGGAUCAAGAGAACAGACACCCAUAAAGGAAGGGGUAACAAUAGAAAUUUUGCUUUAAAAACAGAUGAGAAUAUUAUUUUUACUUCUUUGUAAUGAUGACUGGUGAGUUAUAGAGUAAUGUUACCAAUCCUUUCAUCAUGUCAAUGUUAAGUUUGGAUAUAAACUCUUCACUCUCGCAAUGAAUUAGGGUUGUAAACAAAUUGGUUGUUUGUAUGCAAUUCAUGAUUAGAUUUGUAUGAAACCAAAUUUGAAUUAAAGUUUAAUGUUGUUCAA